Molecule: messenger RNA, 3176 nt
Organism: Seriola dumerili (greater amberjack)
Lineage: Eukaryota; Metazoa; Chordata; Actinopteri; Carangiformes; Carangidae
Gene: lrrc75bb
Product: leucine-rich repeat-containing protein 75B-like
Exons: 5
Coding region: 37-1230 (397 amino acids)
Source: RefSeq, a predicted model, not a curated record
GGGGACGACGGCGAUACCGGGCGGCCACACAUUAUUAUGAAUCCCUCUCACCACCACCACCACCACUUCCACCGACACAUCCCCUCAGGAGUGAUGGGUUCUAAGUUGACCAGACAGAGAAGUCUCGAUUUGGAGAGCAAAUUGUCCAAGAGAAGGCGGCAGAGAAAUGAGCUCCCGGGGGAAAGCGAGAGAAGUGUCGGCAGAGGCGGCGGAGACUUGUUGUUUACCUCCUUGAUGCUCAAGUCCGACAAGCUCCCAGGGAUGCUGCGGAAAAACAACCACAGCCCUUAUGUCAGACGUGUGGCGUGGAUCCGGGAAAUCCAGAGGCUUCUCCGGGAGCAGAAGAUGGAGCAGGCGGCGGAAGUGCUCAAACUGCUGAGGAAGGACUUGGGCCUCCAGGGGACGUCGCUCAAUGACAUUUUGUACAAGAACGCAGCCUUUCUCAACCUGGUGGACCCCAUUUCUCAUGAGCUGCUGCUGAGUCUGGCCCGGGACCUGCAGUGUCCAAAGAGGGAGACUGACUCCUUCAAGUCCACCAACAAGAUCUGCCGGCAACUGAUUUACCACCUGACCCCUCACUCCAAGUGGACGAGACAGAGCGUGCCCAGGAGGAAGUCUCAGGCCUGUCUGAAGACCACCCUGAAGAAGAAACUGUCAGGUGAUGUGGUCAACCUGUCUGGCAUCCCGCUGUCUGGCCGAGACGUCCACCGUGUGGCCUUCUACCUCCAGAGCAGCAGUGACGCGGUGUCGGCUGUGGACCUGAGCUUCACCGAGCUGCAGGACGAGAGCUUACGGCUGCUGCUGCCUCACCUCAGCUGCCUGCCGAAGCUCACCAUACUAGCUGUCAACGGCAACCGUCUGACAGUGGCCGUCCUGAAAGACCUGACAGACACAGUGAAGGAUCCUAAUAAGUUCCCCAGCCUGGCCUGGAUCGACCUGGGCAACAAUGUCGAUAUCUUCACCGUGCCGCAGCCACUGCUCGUGGCCCUGCGGCGGCGCUUUGGCUUACGCAGCAGCCUCCCCACCAUUUAUGAGUCCGGUGAGGCGCAGGCAUUUGGUAGCUACAACCCAAACAUGGAAACCUCUGUGGAAGAGCCCAGUCUGUACGAGGAGGGGGAUGUGGAGGAUGACGAUAGAGAGGAGGAGGAGGACAGGCUGGAGCUUCAAGCCUGGGGCUUUGGAGAAGAAAAUGUGUCAAAAAAUGUGCCGCUGCACUUCUGUGGGAGGUGAUCGCCCAGAGCUGCUUUCCCUGGCAGCCCCUUAUAUCCCUCUGUAUCACUUCACCCUAAGUCUAGCCUCAUGUGUUAGCAGGUGUCAUUGUGGCAGAAGAUGCUUACACUGACCCACAUGUUUCUGAAAACAACUUUAAAAAUAACUAACUGUGUUGUGUUUCCCUCUGGAUGCUCUGACUGCUGAAACCCAGCAGUGUGACGCAGACAUUUCUGUGUUUGUACAGACAGUGAGAAUAUAUUUAUAUGGAUUGAUUUCACCAUCAUUUGUCCGGGAGAAGUUGAACUGAGCUGAACACGCUUGCUGUUUUUCACUGCUUUAUGUUCCUAAAGUUUUGUGCUCUCACACUUUGAAGCUUCCAAUUAUCUGUCACUAUCCACUGGAGCAGCUGGGGGUUAAGUGCCUUGCACAAGGGCACCUCAGCAGUAGCUGUUGAGGACAGGGGAGCGUUACUAAUUCACAUUCCCUAGGCAAAUAUUUAUAUCUGGUCCGGCCUCUCUAACAACUUCGCCCCUGCUGCCCUGUGUCUGUGAGAAGUCGGAAUAAAUCAAAGUAACUAAAUACCCUGCUUAAGAAAUCGAUCAGUUUAAUUUCAGCUGAUGUUUGGUUUUUUUUUUUUUGCUAUGAUAUAAAUAUUUUUAGUCAGAACUCAGCUGCAGUGAGAUUAUGUUCACAUAAAAUAUGCUUCCACUUUCUCCUGUUGGGCCACAGCAUUUAUUCAGGAACUAUUUUCAAAAUAAAUGGUGACUUAGGGUAAGUAAAUGAAGCAUGCUAAGUCCCAUUUUAAUUUAAAUUUCAAGCGCUGAUGCUUCAGUACAUGCUGAGAUACCGAUGCUGCAGCUGUACUGAGGACGGCCUCCGCCUGGUACACACAUGCAGACAUGCAGACGACGCACACAGUGUUUGGGGCGUGAGCCGCUGAUGAACUGAUUACUGCCUCUAUCGGGUCUCGUUAGGCCCCUUCAGUCACAGAUGGUGAGCAGGGGAUCUAUUUUUUUCCCAGUAAAUAGGACUAGCCCCAGAUAAUUUCGUCCACUGGUGUUUCAUGAGUGAUUCUAUUUAUGAAUCAGACCGUAAGCAAAGAGAGGGAUGCCCACUCUGUUUUUAAAGGCAGACACAGAAUCGAAAACGAAACCAUUGCGAACAGCUCUGCUUUUAUCUUCUCUUCCCUCUGUGGUGCUACAGUCUGCACAUAAAUCUUUGUGGUGGCAUGAAUAAACUGCAAGUUUCUUUUUGACUAGUCUUUUUAUUUCACAUGUAGUUGUCAUCUUUUUGUAUUUGUGUUUUUUUUUAAAAACGGGCUUGACUGUUUACUGUAGUGCAGCAUCAGACCCCACAGACAGACAGAGGGGAGAGAGUUCAUGUGUCCAUUAAUAUCCCAAUAAAUUUGAGAUAAAAAAUUGCUGCAUGUUAACACAACCCCCCAAGAGCCCACACUUCAUCCUGCCUACAGAAGUUAAUGUGAUCUGUUCAUUUUUUUUCCCAUGCUAUUAUUCAGGAAACAGUUAUUUGUGUUUUGCAGGGAUAUUAAUGAACAGGAUGCUUGCUGUACGUGUGUGUGUUUGCGUGUGUGUGUCUAUGAGAGCAUAAUUAGGGUGUGCGCCUGUGUGUGUGAGCGUGUUCUGCUGGACAUGCUGGGUAAAUUACUACCUUUGAUCAUAGAAAUGAAAUGUUUACUCAUUUGCACUUUAAGGACGACUCCGUCCCUGAAUACACAUAUGGGUUGUUGUUGACAUAGAGUCGCUCACAUCCUAAAGUAAAUGUUUUCGCUCUUUUAUCUCUUAUCGCUUUUGGAUUUGACAGAUAAAUCGUCAACCUUCAUACGAAUCACUGCCAUGAUAAAAUCGUUUGUAAAUUAAUUUGAUUUUGUCCUCAUGGCUCGCUUUUAAAGUAAAAGUGAUGUUUGCCUGCUGUUGCUUCAAAAAUAAACAUGAGUUGAAUCCGGA